Molecule: messenger RNA, 714 nt
Organism: Cucurbita maxima (winter squash)
Lineage: Eukaryota; Viridiplantae; Streptophyta; Magnoliopsida; Cucurbitales; Cucurbitaceae
Product: DNA-directed RNA polymerases I, II, and III subunit RPABC5
Exons: 4
Coding region: 111-326 (71 amino acids)
Biological process (GO): transcription by RNA polymerase II; tRNA transcription by RNA polymerase III; transcription by RNA polymerase I
Cellular component (GO): RNA polymerase I complex; RNA polymerase II, core complex; RNA polymerase III complex
Molecular function (GO): DNA binding; DNA-directed RNA polymerase activity; zinc ion binding
Source: RefSeq, a predicted model, not a curated record
UUUUGAAAAUUGAUAGAAUGGAAAACCCUUUCAGAGCCCUAGAAAUUUGAAGGUGAAUCUGCAGGUGAGGUAGCGUCCGUAGGACCCGGAGACUAGCGCAGGAACCGACAAUGAUCAUCCCAGUGCGUUGCUUCACUUGCGGAAAGGUGAUUGGAAACAAAUGGGAUCAUUACCUUGAUCUUCUACAGGCUGACUAUUCCGAAGGGGAUGCGCUUGAUGCACUGGGUUUGGUUCGUUACUGCUGUAGGCGAAUGCUCAUGACUCAUGUUGACCUUAUCGAGAAGCUUCUUAACUACAAUACCCUGGAUAAGUCUGAUACCAGUUAGGCGGGGGAGAAGUUAUAUGCUUAUUCAUGUGCAGCAGUCAGUAUUGACCUUUUAUGGUGUCUGAGUCAAGUUAAGAGAAAAGAAGAACUUUAGGAAGAUUCAGUGCAGGACUACUCGAGUUAAGCUAUAUCUUGGUGUCCCAGUUUGUUUACUUGUUGAUUAUACGAACCCAACUAUUUAAUCUUCAAGUGUUUACUACUUUUAGGAGUUAUUUAUCAGAACCAUGUACUUAUCCUUGUCAAAGUUAGUUUUUUAGAUAUGUGUGGUUACUAGUUACUAGUUAGGUAUGCUGGCGUUCGCUUAACUGGCUUUGUGGAAUGCUGUCUCUAACUGCAUUGUUGCAUCUACAAACCUAUUAAUAUAAUCGUCAGAUGUUUAUGUUGCGUCA